Messenger RNA from Canariomyces notabilis, 2308 nucleotides. RefSeq lists its product as uncharacterized. Gene Ontology annotation, biological process: regulation of DNA-templated transcription. Gene Ontology annotation, molecular function: zinc ion binding; DNA-binding transcription factor activity, RNA polymerase II-specific. The record is from RefSeq and is a predicted model, not a curated record. The transcript has a single exon. Bases 314 to 2179 code for a protein of 621 amino acids. NCBI's taxonomy places the organism in Eukaryota, Fungi, Ascomycota, Sordariomycetes, Sordariales, Chaetomiaceae.
AUACGGUAGCAGACCUUCAACAUCGGUCUGCCUGUAAAUGCUUCAAAUAUUCCCAAAUUUUGACAUGACGAGAUCUUCUAGAAGGCCAUGUCCAACAUCCGCUGCCGUCACUGUCACGCUGUUUAAAUUCUGGGCUCUUGCCAGGCGUGAGCUAGCUAGGUAGACUUGGGUUUGCCUGGCCUGCACUAACUCUUCUGGAGCGUUCCGCGACUUCUCACUUAUUCAAGCUGCGCAUUCGCUUAAUCAGCUUGACAAACUUGCCGAUCAUAACGUUUUCUGGUCCAGCUGGCUCAAACUCUCGAAGUAUUGAUCCAUGACGUCCAAGACCCGUAGUGUUGGCGGCUGCUGGACGUGCCGUCUUCGGCGCAAAAAAUGCGACGAAGCCCACCCAGUUUGCAACAACUGCGCGACUCUCGAGAUUGACUGCCUCUACAGCAACGACAAGCCGGAAUGGAUGGACGGUGGUGAGCGGCAAAGGCAGAGAGCCGAGUGGCUGAAAUCUGAGGUCAAAAGAAAGGCUGCCCAUCGGCGAGAACGUCGUGACCUGCUCGGCAUCGAGGUGAGACUGGAGUCCCUCGAUGCCUCGCUCGUCGACCAAAGCGACAUUGCUCGGAGCAGAGAGUCUCCUGAUGCCACGCCGCCCUCGGUCGCCUCGGGUCCUUCAUCGUCCGACGACAGGACACGGAAUUCUACCCCAGCCUCGGACUCCAGUACGCUCCCAACAACCUCGUCGCUUUCUGUGCUGCCACCCGAGGAGCCACCUCGCGAACACAUUCUUAAAGGAAUGCUGCCCCAGGACAGAGAUGCACAUCUCACCAUGAUGUAUCUCGAUUAUGUAUUUCCUUUUAUGUUUCCCUUCUAUCGGCCUUCAGCCCUGGAUGUCGGUCGAGGAUGGCUUCUCGCUCUCCUUACCAAGGAAAAGGCUCUGUUUCACGCAGCCCUUGGUAUGGGCGGGUAUUUCUAUGGAGUCAUUCUCAGUAGUCAGGCCCACGACUCGGAUUCAUCCCAUGAAUGCCUUGCACGCACCCUGGAAGAGCUCCACAACCAGCAGGGACUGGCCCUUCGAUGGCUGCAACAUGAGAUGCAGGAGAUUAUUACCCGUGGCGUAAAGGGCCAUCUUGCCGAAGCCAGCCGCGUCAUGGCGAGCAUCAUCCAGCUCCUGACGUGUGAGGUUGCCAUCGCUAAGCCCGACAACUGGGUGAUGCAUCUCGGUGCCGCAACCGAGCUGUACGACGAAAUCAUGAAGCAUCACGGUAUGGGCGAUCAUGGGCCGUGUUUCAUGAUGGUUCUGCUUCAACUAGGCACCCGACCCUUUUCAUGGACUCCCAAGACUCACCCAUGGGGGCUGGACCAGGCCAUCAUGCGCUUUUUCACCGCCCAGCUCCUCUUCAUAGACACAGUCGCCAGCACGACCCUGCAGCAGCCCCCACGUCUGCAUCGGCACCAUCAGUUUCUGCUUUGUGACUUCGACGAGGAAACGAAGAAGAAGAUGAGCGACGUCGAGAAGGAACAGACCACCCCGCACAUCAACCUCGAGGAGUUCGUUGGUGUGCAAAAUUGGGUCAUUCUCGCCAUUGGCGAGAUCGCUGCGCUCGAUGCGUGGAAGCAGGGGAUGAAGCGAGCUGGCUCGCUAUCAGUCGCGCAGCUGGUUUCCCAGGCGGCAGCCAUCGAGCAUCGACUUCACCAAUGCCUGCAAACCCUUCCGGACGCUGGCGUUAAACCUACGCAUUCAGGCCUGGUACACGGGCCACGCCCGAUUUUGCAAUAUUCCCUAGCCCCAGUGAUGCAUGACAGCACCUUGAACACUCGAAUCUGGGCCCAGGGAGCGCUCAUCUAUCUCGGCGUAGUGCUGUCCGGAUGGCAACCAGCAACCAGCGAAAUCCGCGACUCCGUCUCACAAGCUAUUGAGCUCCUGUCGAGUCUCCCGAACCCAGACAGCCUUCGCACGGUUGUGUGGCCCUUCGUCGUUGCUGGCUGCCUCGCAGCCCCUGACCAGGUGCAUAUUUUUCGCCAAAUGGCCAAUGCCAUGGGAUCGCCGAAGCCGUUUGGUACUCUUGGGGAUGGCCUCAGCAUCCUGGAGUAUGUCUGGGCACAUCGUUCAGAAAUCGACAACAAUCCGGACCAGUGGGACGUGGCAGCAUGCUUUAACUGCCUCGGUCGACCGGCCCUGCUGAUAUGAGCUUUAUAUCGAGAUAAGCUCGGAGACCAUUGUUGAUCUCGCCAACGCAGUCAUGACAAGUACGACAAGAGCAUGGGUUGGACUGCUCUCGGAAGCAGAUGGGUAUAUUGCUUUCUAGAUAAAGGUAUG